Neurospora crassa OR74A is the source of this 411-nucleotide messenger RNA. RefSeq lists its product as hypothetical. The record is from RefSeq and is a predicted model, not a curated record. Bases 1 to 411 code for a protein of 136 amino acids. NCBI's taxonomy places the organism in Eukaryota, Fungi, Ascomycota, Sordariomycetes, Sordariales, Sordariaceae. The transcript is spliced from 2 exons.
AUGGCCGUCAGCUUACUCACGUCUCGUUUCCUGUUCGGCACGGCCCUAUGCCUUUUGGUGGUAGGAGGAAAACGAGGGAGGGAACGGAAAGAUAUGACGCUGCGGGCAUUCCAAUUAUCCGCUUACAAGAAAACACCCCAAUCCAGUGUUUUCCAAUCAGUUCGCGGCCAGCUCUUGAAGUACCCUGUUGUCAUUUCUGUGGUGAAAGAUGGGGCUCAAGGAAGUAGAGUCACGGAACCCUCGAAAGUGCAGUGUACCGUAUCGCAAUGGUUCGGGGCACAGGGUUUUAGGUUUCCCUGGAAAUUAGGCACAGCCCGUAAGCGUAGGGCAACACUAUACCCACCAGAAACGAUGUACGAGACGGUGAUUUUGGAUCUCUCCACCCUCCAGCGCCCUGGGAACGAUCGGUAG